Messenger RNA from Ustilago hordei, 3042 nucleotides. RefSeq lists its product as uncharacterized. The transcript is spliced from 4 exons. Gene Ontology annotation, biological process: DNA integration. Gene Ontology annotation, molecular function: nucleic acid binding; zinc ion binding. The record is from RefSeq and is a predicted model, not a curated record. Bases 1 to 3042 code for a protein of 1013 amino acids. Lineage: Eukaryota; Fungi; Basidiomycota; Ustilaginomycetes; Ustilaginales; Ustilaginaceae.
AUGCCGCCAUCGACAAGAGCUGGACAGACGGGAAGGGGCGAUGAUGAUCAAACGACCACAAGCAAUGGACAGGAGGAAGGAUGGCUCACGCAGGUAGUCAGGAUCCUCCAGCUGGCGAACCCGGCACUAUCGGCAGAGGAAGCAAUAGUACGGGCCAUGGGUCUGGUCAACAUUAGCAACCAAGCUCCACGCGGGGAGACCGAAAAGAUCCCCAAGGACGUAUCGAGCUCCAUUGCUCACAUCAAGAAGCUCAGCGAUAGCAAUUGGCACACCUGGGAACCCACCUUUAUCGACUGCCUCCAGAGAGUGCAUAACGCGAAGGAAAUCCUGUAUGGUACCGUUGUACCCGGGAGCGAGGAAUACGAUGAAGACCUAGACAAGGCACUCGUGGGCCUCAUCCACGCCUGCUGCGAUAACAGCCCGGAUAGCCGCAUCGACACCUACACCGUCAGAGGGGUGGAUGAAGAAGUUCAACUUGGUAGCACACUCUAUGCCAAACUCAAGAAGGCACUAACACUAAACGACGCUGUAAAGCGAGCAGGACUGCAGGAUCGUAUCCACACAGUGCGCUUGCACAAUCGAGACGUUGUCAGACUAGGCAAGGAACUUGAUUCGAUCUGGAACGAUGCGGCACGCCUCGGAAAGCGUUUCGACGAGGACCUCAAGAAAUCAACUCUCUAUCGCUGCACGGCUCAAGAUUGGUUCUACGCCAACACCGUCGAUGCACUGAAAACGGCCAAACCAGACUGCAAGUAUGACGAAGCCUACCAUGCACUGGCCAAGAAACAGCAGGAUGGUGAGAUCACUGGUCGUAUUAGAGGAGCAGCAAGGGUCGCCACAAACGCGGAACAGGGGAGUGCCAACCAGGCGGAGCAAGGACCCAGGGGAAGGCGCGAUCCUCGCAAUCCCUUGGCCCCUCCAAAGUGCUAUGCUUGCGGAGGACCAAAUCACAUUGCUCGAAAUUGCACAAACGCACGAGGCACAAGCGAACCUGUCGCUCGUGCAACCCAUCAUAUGGUAAAUGAUGAGAGAAUGCUGCUCACCUCAACGAACAAGGUCGGCCAAAUCAGUACGGCAGGGGACGAAAAGCUUCAGGUGAAGGCUAUAGGAGAUGCCUCCCUUCGGGUCGGUGAGGCCACCAUCCAACUAUUGGAUGUGCUUUAUGUACCGAAACUGAAUGCUAACUUAUUGUCCGUACAAGGCUUGAUCGAGAAUGGUGCACGAGUAAUCUUCGAUGAGUUUGGAACUACCAUAAAGCAGAACGAUGGUACCCAAGUACAAUUCAAAAGGGACAGAAGACAGGGCCACUUCAAAGUGCGAGGACAAGCACUGGCUUUGGAACUGGAGGAAACACGAGAUGGCGUCCCAGAGGACAACCAGAACACAGGAAAACUAGAUAAUGCCCCAGAGGGCAAUAAGGACACGAAGCAUCGAGACAGCUACCUAUGGCAUGAGAGGUUCGGACACCCAGGACGAGACAAAACGAGACAAAUCCGGGCCCAUUACCUAGGUACCGAUGAGGAAAUGGAACAUGAGUCGAAGCACUGCAAUGCGUGCAGUCAAGGAAAACAGACUCGAGCACGGAUGAGCCAAUCAGAGUCGGAAAGAAUGGAGGCACCAUUAGAGCUGGUACACGUAGACCUGAUGACAGAUUUCAAAGGACAUGCCAACUACCACUAUGCACUAGUUGCUGUGGACGACUUCUCCUCUCUGAUCUACGUGGAACCACUCUGCACAAAGAGUGCUGCACUCACGGCGCUGAGAAGGUGGAUAGCCAGGAUGGAACGGGCAACGGACAGGAAACUCAAAACACUCCGCAGCGACAAUGGAGGAGAAUGGUGCAGCAUAGCAGCCGAAGACUGGCAAACUCAAGAGGGUUUUAAGUGGCAAAAGAGCGUCCCGGGGAUCAGCGUCCAAAAUGGACGGGCAGAGAGAGCAAUCAGAUCGGUCCAAGAAAAGAUGCGCUCGAUGCUGAUUGGUCGAGCUUGCCCUAGAGAGUUGUGGCCGUAUGCAAUCACAGCAGCAGCACACGUGAUGAACCUUACCCCGUCAGCCACCAAAACCAUUCCCCACGAGGCCUUCUAUGGAACCACUGCGCACAAGCUGGCCCAGCAACUGCGAGUCUUCGGAUGCUUGGCAUGGGUUCAUGUUCAACAGAAGGACCAGCAAGGCAAGCACGGAGCUAGAGCAAAGCCAGCCAUCAUGAUUGGGUAUGACGACGAACACAAAGCAUGGAAGUUUUGCAACCCGGACCAGCCUGCGUCAAUUCAAUGGAGCAACUCAGCAACGUUCCAUGAGGACAAAGGAUGGAGUGAUCGCCAACAAGAGGCAGUCAGGCCUGUGGUGACCGCGGAGGUCGAGGAGGAGAGUGUCACGCCAGCCAUAGUGGAGGAGGAGACCAAAUCAGAGGCUGCAGUGGAGGAUCUCCUAACAGCCGAAGACAGCACAGUAGGCGCCGCCAACACAGCAAUACUGAACCUGGACCCAACACUUGGGGAAGCAAUGGAUGGUGAGGAUGCCCAGCUCUGGAAGGAGGCAAUACGAAAGGAGCUAGAAGGACUCGAGGCAAUGGGGACUUGGGAGGUGGUGCACCAACCGCCAGGAGUACCACUUGUGGACUCUAAGGUUGUGCUUCGGCUGAAGCUUGAUGCUGAUGGUGUACCUGUUAAGCACAAGGCACGACUGGUUGCAAGGGGCUUCACACAGAGAGAGGGGAUCGACUACCAAGAAACUGUCAGGGGUCUCGCGCCUGAAACCCAGCUAUUUGUCAGGGGUCUCGCGCCUGAAACCCAGCUCGGCACGAUCGAUAUCAAUGUUAUGAUGACACCAAGGUCUGGUGUGAGUGUUAAUGAUGAUGAGGUUGAUGGUGUUGGUGAUGGGAUUGGUGAUGUCGAUGAUAAUGAGGUUGAUGGUGUUGGUGAUAAGGUUGGUGGCGUCAACACGAGUGUCCAGUGUGUUGACUUGAUGCUUGAAGUGAUCCCCGGACCGCAGUGGACUACUGCCUUCGGUUCUAUCUAUAUCCGGACCGCUAACCUGCUAUAG